Molecule: messenger RNA, 942 nt
Organism: Parnassius mnemosyne (clouded apollo)
Lineage: Eukaryota; Metazoa; Arthropoda; Insecta; Lepidoptera; Papilionidae
Source: the annotation of a GenBank genome assembly
AUGGUUUCCAACGUUGCAAAAUACAACUAUUUCAGCCAAAUUGAUUUAAAAAGCGCUUAUCACCAAGUGCCGAUUUUAGAGACUGAACGAAAAUAUACAGCAUUUGAAGCAUGUGGGGCCCUAUAUCAAUUUACUCGUAUACCAUUUGGAGUCACUAAAGGCGUGGCUGCGUUUCAGAGAACGCUACAGUUCAUAAUUGAGGCUGAAAAUCUAAGAGGCACCUUCUGUUAUUUAGAUGACGUGACUGUAUGUGGCGAACACGAUAAAAACUUGCAGCAAUUUAUGAAUGCUGUGAAGAAAUACAAACUUACGUUAAAUGAGAAGAAAUGCACUUUUGGAUCAAAAAGUAUAAGUCUAUUAGGAUAUUACAUUGAGAACAACGUUAUCAAGCCAGACAAAAAACGAUUAAAACCACUAUUGAAUCUCCCUACUCCAACAGAUGCAGCCUCAUUAAGACGUACUUUGGGUAUGUUAGCUCACUAUUCGAAGUGGAUUUACAACUUUUCAUUCCUUAUUAAGCCUUUGAUUGAUAACACACGAUUCCCACUUAGCCAAGAAGCCAUAAAAUGUUUUAAAAUUUUAAAAUUGAAAAUAGCCAAAGCGUCCCUGACAGCUAUUGACAAUGACGAAACUUUUACAGUAGAAACCGAUGCAUCCGAGCACUCAAUAGCUGCAACCCUUUCUCAAAAUGGUCGCCCUAUAGCUUUCCUUUCAAGAACUUUGUUCAACACUGAACGCGGCCAUUCAUAUAUAGAAAAAGAAGCAAGCGCAAUUGUGGAAGCACUUCGUAAAUGGCACCACUAUCUUAUUGGAAGAAAUUCUAUUUUGAUAACCGAUCAGCAGUCUGUUGCUUUUAUGUUCAAUCAAAAACAUUCAAGUAAAAUAAAAAAUGAAAAAAUUGAACGGUGGCGCUGGAACUGUCUUGCUACAAAUACGACAUAA